AUGGGAGGCAGCAAUAAGGGUUCCAACGUCACAAAAUUUUUUGCUGAACAACUCAACUUCUUUGAGGACUACCUGCAAGACUACUGGAAUUACCAAAACCCCAACUUUAUUCUUCCCAAAAAAUCUAACCAAGGUAUGCCUCCACCAGCCAUUUACGGUGAGCCCAAAAUCCGCUCUACUGAAAAUGGCUCAGUAUUCUUGGAGGUGGUCGUAACUGGUGCUGAUCCUGCAAAAACGAAAUGGAUGCUUGGAGGAAAAGAGCUCGAACAGAAUGAAUGCUACAUCUUCAGCCACUCAGAUGAGGGAGGAAAUAGGAAGAAAUUGACUUGCGAAAUCAAGGACUUCGACAAGCCUCUUGCUGGAGAAUACAAAGCAGUUUUCUACUCAGCGGAUGGAGAGAACUCUGCUACCUUCAAUGUCACUGCCGGAAAUGCACCCGACUUCCAUGACAAGCCUCAUAUUGUUCAAAGGGACAAUGGAAAUGUGAUUGUUAUCAAAGUACGGGCAAAAUCACAUUUGGAGAUGAAAGCAGAGUGGUUCAAGGAUGAUAAACCUGUCAAAUUCUCCGAUCGCAUCAAAUCUGUUGUAAAGAAAGACGACAAGGAUAAGGAAGGCUACCAGUUUCUCUUGGAAAUUUACGGACCACAAAAGGAAGACGAGGCUAAAUACAAAUGCGUUGUGAAAAAUGCAGAAGGACAGAAUCAGCAAUCUUUGAAUCUUGUGUUUGACUAGAAAAAUUUGAUUGUUUACAGGCUAAUGACAUUUAGAUUGCAGCAACUUGUUUUUCUGUUUUCCAUUUCGUUCGUGCCAUAAUAAUUAUGUAGCUUUUGAUCUUCUUAGUUUGUUAUCUAUCAAUAAAGAUUACCUGUGCUCGGAACAUAUCCAAAA
Cylicocyclus nassatus is the source of this 888-nucleotide messenger RNA. Lineage: Eukaryota; Metazoa; Nematoda; Chromadorea; Rhabditida; Strongylidae. The record is from the annotation of a GenBank genome assembly.